Lontra canadensis (Northern American river otter) is the source of this 3820-nucleotide messenger RNA. It is a transcript of the gene MAVS, whose product is annotated as mitochondrial antiviral signaling protein. The record is from RefSeq and is a predicted model, not a curated record. The coding region runs from base 1437 to 3011 and encodes 524 amino acids. Lineage: Eukaryota; Metazoa; Chordata; Mammalia; Carnivora; Mustelidae. The transcript has 7 exons.
UCCAGACUCGAUCCCAGGACCCUGGGAGCAUGACCUGAGUUGAAGGGAGAUGCUUCACCCACUGAGCCACCCAUGAGUCCCCAUACUUCCCAAACUCUUAUGCCUAAGGGCUGAGGCUCAGAUGCAGAAGAAUGUAUUACUUGACUCUCUCCUGGUACCUCUCUGGAUGCCAUGGAAGAGAAGGAGAAAGGGUCAUUUAGCUACCUUAGAGUUGUUCUUUGCUCAUCUCCUGAAGGCUCAGAGGAGCCUCCCCCCCAAAUCUCCUUGAUCCUCUUGACCUCUGUCAUUAACACAUUAACCAGCGGAAAUGUCGCCCCUGGUGGCUAACAAAGCAAGGCAUAUAACAAGAGACUAUGAGGCCUAGAGUCCCACCCAUGCCAGGCACCUAUGUUUUUGCUCCAGCCUGACCCUCCGUCUCCUGACCCCUUCCUUCCCACAAAACCUACUUGGACAUGUUACAGCAUCUUAGGCUUCACUUGUUCAAAAUGGAGCUUUGGAGACCUCUCUGUAGCACAGCUUCUCCACCAGAUUCUCUGGCCUGCCUGAAUGGCACCCUCCACCCACCAACACCUGAGCAUCCUUGAUUCUUCUCUCUUCCUCACUUCCCACAUCCGCAGCACACCAGGAACCCAAGCACCUCUCACCACCUCCAAGGGCAGCAUUCCCGCCAUCCCCAUCCUGCGGCCCCUUCCUUUAGCCUCCUGAUUUGUCUCCCUGCUUCCAUUCUGGCCCCUCCACAGUCCAGGUUUUCACAACUACCAGGGAGGUCUUUAACAAAAGUUCAGGCCUCUCCCUUCCCUGCUCAGAACCCCCUGAUGACCUCCCAUCUCACUCCAAAAAACCCCCCCCAAAACAACCCCCAAAGUCCUUUCCUGCAACACCCCACAUGAGCCACCUCUCCUAACCUCCUUGAUCUUGAUCUCUGCCCCUCCCCCUAGCUUUCUAAACCUGGACCCCCCAGACCUGUUUUCUGUUCUUCAAACAUGCCAAGCUCAUUUAUGCCUUAGGACUUCUAAUUUGCUGUGCCGCCCUCCAACCCCCACCCCCAGGACUGAUCUUGUUACAGCCCAGAAGGCCUCAGCUCAAAUGUCAGGGAUUCAGAAAGACUUCCCUGACCGCCUCCAUCCAUGCAACAUACCUUUCUCCAGGGGUUCUGUCUCAUUACCCUGCUUUAUUUUCUUAAGAUUAAUAUCUGAAAAUCUUAUUUAUGUAUAUGUUUACUGAUUUGUUAUCUGUCCCACCCCAAUAGAAUAUAAAUUGGAUGAUGGCAGAGAUCUUGUCCCUCUUAUUCCCUGCAGCUCUCCCUGAGGGGGGAGGCAGGUAAGAAACUCACAGACAACCCCAUCUAUAAUUGCAAAUUGUGCCUUUUUACCCCCCCCUCUCCAUUUGUCCUUUUAUGGGCCAGAACCCUCCGUCACUUCAGAACCUAGACAGCGAUGACGUUUGCCGAGGAAAAGACUUACGAGUAUAUCCGCCACCAUUACAGCAAUUUUGUUGACCGCAUUCAUGUUCUGGAGAUACUGCCUUACCUGUCCUGCCUCACCACAAGUGACCAGGACCGACUGCGGGCCUCUUGCCAGCUCUCUGGGAACCAGGGCACCCUCUGGGAGCUCUUCAACAGCCUUCGGCGGCGGAUCGGCUGGGUGGAGUCCCUUAUCAGUGCACUGAGGGCCUGUGAGCUGGUGGAUCUUGCUGAUGAAGUGGCUCGCAUCUACCACAGCAACCUGCCCGGGGUUCGGAACCGGCCUCCAGCCCCAGUGGAGCCACAGUUAGUUCCUGCUGAGGUUCCACGGUCCUCUAGACCUGCUGUGGCCCCCAGUGCCCCCCACAAUGGCUACAGAGAGGAGGAGCCAAGUUUCCCCUUGUCAGUCCAGGACACCCAGCCACCAGAAUCCCCGGAAGAGAGUUCAAAGAAGGUCCCACGGAUGCCCCAUUCAGGGGCUGUCCUGAGGAGGCCAGCUGGCCCCCUGGAAUCGUCCUCUGACAUGGCGGCCUUCAGCCCUCUGACCUCCAGUGGACAUGAAGAGCUGGACACAGAACUAGGCGGUGCCCACACACCAGGCACGGCCUCCAGCCUCCCCUCAUCCCGUGGGCCUGUGUCUCCAUCUGUCUCCUUCCAGCCCCUGACCCGUUCCACCCACAGGGCGAGCCGUUUGCCUGCACCCUCCGUGUCAGUGCCAUCUGCUGGCACCUCCUCCUCGUCCACGGGCUUGGCUUGUGCCGGGGGUGCUGGUGACCACCGUGAGGCCGGCGUCUGCUCCGCGGGGGCUGGGGUGUCCACAAGCUCACUGACCACCAGCACUGCGUCCUCCAGGGUUCCUGCCAGCUCAGCACUUGACAGAACAGUGCCUUUCAAGUUGCCUGCCAGCUCAAAACCCUCAGGGACAGUAGCCACUACUGUGCUCACAAGUCUGCCACCGUCCAAACUACCCAUCAACUCAGUGCGUGCUGGCACAGCAGCACCCAGAGUGCCCACAGGCUUGGUGCCUGAGCCCAGGAUGUCCACGAGCAUGGUGCCCAGCAAGGUGCCUGCCAGCACUGUGCCCACCGUCAGGAGCCACACACCUUCAGGGGAGACUGCGGGAGCUCCAGGGCCCACCAUCUCCACCAGAGACAGCUUGCCUGAGCCAAACCCCAGCUCUUCUGGCUGGGAGUCCGAGUUGGAGCUGAGCAAGCCAGGCUGUCUGGCCUCCCGGGUGGACAGUGAGCCGUUCUCGGGCUGCUCUGCGGACCUGGCCCUCAGCUACAGCAAGUCCUUGGACGCGGGGCCUGACAAUGCCCCAGAGGAGAACGAGUACCAGUCAGUGGAUUCCAUUAGGAUCCAAGUGACCCAGGACCCCAGUGUCGACCUGCUGGAGGGAAAUCCUGGGCCGUGUGCCACCCCGGAGCCCCUGGGGGAGGAGGAGUACAUCCAGGUCAGCGCCUGGGCUCCGUGGCUCAGGGCAGCUGCUACUGGGGUAUUCCUGGCCUUGUUCCUGACAGUGGUCUACAGGCGGCGCCUGCUCCAGUGAAGCCCCUGGGCCCUCUGUGCUGGGAAUCUGCUCCCUUUCCCAGAGGACAUCCAGCCCAAGCACGGACUGUGCUGUCUUCCUGCCUUGUCCCUUUUGUGGGGCUGGUGGAGCCUGGGUCAGAGGGAAGCCAGGGGGCCUCAGGCCACAUUUCUGUCCCAGCUCAUGCCCUCUCCAUGUGCUACAGACCUUGCCUACCCUGCAAUCUGGAUUAUUACCUUCAUUCUCUGGAGGAGGUGAGGUAUCCCCAUCCAGGCUGUAUACCCAUUUGUCUGAGUCCACAGAUCAGGAGGUACCACUGGUUGGCAAUGCCCCCCAUCCUGCCCCUGUGCUGGGUGGCUAGCAGAUGUGCGGCAGUGGUGGCGGCGGGGUGGGGCGGACCUCCACAGGACCUUGCUCCAGACCCCAAAAGCCCAGCCAUUACUCCAGGAGCAUCAGGGUGGUCCAUCUCCAGGGACAUGGCUGCUUGUGGUCCCUCAAGAGGUGGAGGAGGUCCAGACAUUCUCCUGGACCCUGGGGAAUAUAAGCUGCUCGGCUAAGGACUGCCUCUGAAGCCUCUCUCCAGCCUCCUCACCCCCCUCUUCCUUUCCUUCCUUUCUGGUCUCCAUGCUCUUUAGCUCGGAGGGGGGCGAAUUUGGGGAGGAGAGGCCUGCCAGGCAGAGCUCAGACCAAGGUUUGGAUUUCAGCUCCACCCCUUCCUGGGCUGUGUGGCCUUGGCAGAUGGUCAGACUUCUCUGGUCUUGCUUCCCCACAUGGACAGUGAGUAUCAUGGCGCAUCUCCACUGGGUUCUUCUGAGAUUGAAGCACACAGU